AUGCUCCAGGUGCCCGUGCGGGAACAUACCAACGUGGCCUCCACCAAAGCCGUGAUCUUGGUGGGUGGUCCGUCAAGAGGAACUCGUUUCCGGCCUCUGUCUCUUGAUGUUCCAAAGCCUCUAUUCGAAGUCGCUGGUCAUCCGAUUAUCCACCACUGCCUCAAGGCUCUCGCAAAGGUCCCCGAGCUUCAUGAAGUUAUCCUUAUUGGCUACUACGAUGAGAGCGUUUUCCGCGACUUCAUCAAAGACUCCUUCAAAGAAUUCCCCCAAUUUCGGAUUUCAUACCUUCGAGAAUACACAGCGCUAGGAACUGCCGGAGGUCUGUACCAUUUCCGCGACGCCAUCUUAAAGGGGAAGCCGGAGCGCAUCUUUGUGCUCAAUGCCGAUGUCUGCUGCUCGUUCCCGCUUGGUGAAAUGCUGAGGCUAUUCGAGGAGAAGGAUGCUGAAGCAGUCAUUCUGGGAACACGGGUCCACAACGACGCAGCUUCAAACUUUGGGUGCAUUGUGUCAGACUCCCACACGAAGCGUGUCCUCCACUAUGUCGAGAAGCCAGAAUCGCAUAUCUCCAACCUCAUCAACUGUGGGGUUUAUCUCUUUGCAACGGAAUGUAUCUUCCCAUCCAUCCGCAGCACCAUCAAGCGACGAACGGCUCGCCCACGUCUACUGUCAUACCCUUCUUCCGACAAUUUGGAGUCGUCCUUUGUUGGCGAGGAUGAUUCAGACCAGACCGAGGUCUUGCGUUUGGAGCAAGAUAUCCUCUCCGACCUUGCUGACAGUAACCGUUUCUUUGUUCACGAGACCAAGGAUUUCUGGCGUCAGAUAAAAACAGCUGGAUCUGCUGUUCCGGCCAAUGCUCUCUACCUCCAAAAAGCAUUCCAAGCGCAAUCCGAGGAGCUCACCGCUCCUUCCGCCACCAUUGUUCCUCCCGUCUAUAUCCAUCCCUCCGCAAGUGUAGACCCAACAGCGAAACUGGGUCCUAAUGUGUCGAUUGGUCCUCGUGUCACUGUCGGUUCAGGUGUUCGUAUAAAGGACUCAAUUGUUCUCGAGGAUGCAGAGGUCAAGCACGAUGCAUGUGUUAUGCAUGCAAUCAUUGGGUGGAGCGGGCGAGUCGGGGCCUGGGCCCGUGUGGAGGGAACCCCGAUUCCGAACGGAAGCCACUCUACCAGCAUCAUCAAGAACGGCGUCAAGGUGCAGAGCAUCACCAUUCUCGGGAAGGAGUGCGGUGUCGGUGACGAGGUCCGAGUUCAAAACUGUGUUUGUUUGCCGUAUAAGGAACUCAAGCGCGACGUUGCCAACGAGGUUAUCAUGUAG
Aspergillus puulaauensis is the source of this 1311-nucleotide messenger RNA. It is a transcript of the gene PSA2, whose product is annotated as mannose-1-phosphate guanylyltransferase. Lineage: Eukaryota; Fungi; Ascomycota; Eurotiomycetes; Eurotiales; Aspergillaceae. Gene Ontology annotation, molecular function: transferase activity. The record is from RefSeq and is a predicted model, not a curated record. The coding region runs from base 1 to 1311 and encodes 436 amino acids. Gene Ontology annotation, cellular component: cytoplasm. Gene Ontology annotation, biological process: biosynthetic process. The transcript has 4 exons.